Messenger RNA from Rhea pennata, 5552 nucleotides. It is a transcript of the gene IPP, whose product is annotated as intracisternal A particle-promoted polypeptide. Gene Ontology annotation, molecular function: actin binding. Lineage: Eukaryota; Metazoa; Chordata; Aves; Rheiformes; Rheidae. Bases 21 to 1775 code for a protein of 584 amino acids. The record is from RefSeq and is a predicted model, not a curated record. The transcript is spliced from 8 exons.
GCCGCCGCGGCGGGAGCAGAAUGGCGUGCGCCGCUGCGGCGCGGGGCGCUGGGAGCCCCUUCUCCUCGGACAGGCACGCCCGCCUCCUCCUGGCCCAGAUCAACCGGCUGCGGGGCGGGCAGAGCUUCUGCGACGUGCGGCUGGAGGUGGGCCCCGAGGCGUUCGCCGUGCACCGCCUGGUGCUGGCGGCCAGCAGCCCCUACUUCGCGGCGCUCUUCGCGGGGGGCAUGAAGGAGGCCGGCCGCGACGUGGUGCGGAUCGCGGGCGUCGAGGCGGGCAUCUUCCACACGCUCCUCGACUUCAUCUACACAGGAGUGGUGAGCAUCGGGGAGCACAACGUUCAGGAGCUGAUAGUCGCCGCAGACAUGCUGCAGCUCACCGAGGUCGUGGAGCUCUGCUGCGAGUUCCUGAAGGGACAGAUCGACCCCUCGAACUGCAUCGGCCUCUUCCAGUUCUCCGAGCAAAUUGCCUGCCAUGACCUUUUGGAGUUCACUGAGAGCUACAUCCACGCUCACUUCCUGGAAGUACAGAACGGGGAGGAAUUCCUGGCACUAACAAAAGAGCAGCUGAUUAAGAUCCUGCGGAGUGAGGAUCUGAGCAUAGAGGAUGAGUACCAGGUUUUUAUAGCUGCAAUGCAAUGGAUUCUGAAGGAUCUGGGAAAAAGAAAGAAACAUGUAGUAGAAGUACUGGAGCCUGUUCGAUUCCCUCUGUUACCAGCACAGAGACUCUUAAAAUAUAUAGAAGGUGUUCCAGAUUUCAGCCUUCGGGUGGCCCUGCAAACUCUGUUGAAAGAAUACUGUGAAGUCUGUAAAUCUCCCAAAGAGAACAAGGUCAGCAGUUUUCUGCAAGCUUCUAAAGCUCGUCCCCGGAGGAAAGCCAGGAAGUACCUUUAUGCAGUAGGCGGAUAUACCCGACUGCAAGGAGGACGCUGGAGUGACAGCAGAGCCCUCAGCUGUGUAGAGCGGUUUGACACCUUCAGCCACUAUUGGACCACGGUGUCUUCUCUCCACCAGGCCCGGAGCGGGCUGGGUGUGGCAGUUGUGGGAGGAAUGGUGUAUGCUAUUGGAGGUGAAAAGGACUCAAUGAUUUUUGACUGUACUGAAUGUUACGAUCCAGUUACAAAGCAGUGGACUGCUGUGGCUUCCAUGAACCAUCCCCGUUGUGGACUGGGAGUGUGCACUUGUUACGGAGCUAUCUAUGCUUUGGGAGGCUGGGUUGGUGCGGAGAUUGGCAACACAAUUGAAAGAUUUGAUCCUGAAGAGAAUAGUUGGGAUGUGGUGGGAAGCAUGGCUGUGCCUCGGUACUGCUUUGGGUGUUGUGAAAUGCAAGGUUUGAUUUAUGUUGUUGGAGGUAUCAGCAAUGAAGGAGUAGAAUUACGUUCUGUUGAAGUCUAUGAUCCAAUAUCUAAACGGUGGUCUGAGCUUCCUCCAAUGGGAACCCGAAGAGCAUAUCUUGGCGUAGCAGCUCUCAACGAUUGUAUUUAUGCUGUGGGAGGCUGGAAUGAAUCGCAAGAUGCACUUGCCACUGUAGAAAGAUACUCCUUUGAAGAGGAAAAGUGGGUUGAAGUUGCAUCAAUGAAGAUACCAAGAGCUGGUGUCUGUGUUGUGGCUGUGAAUGGAUUUCUUUAUGCCUCGGGAGGCCGUGCUCCCAGUCAUGAUUUUGCUGCUCCAGUAACCUCUGACUCUGUAGAAGUGUAUAACCCUCAUAUGGACAGUUGGACUGAAAUUGCCAACAUGAUCACCAGCCGCUGUGAAGGAGGUGUAGCUGUGCUGUAAAAAAGAAGGAAACUCCCUAAGGAAAGAGUGAGCUUCUACCUCCUUGGAUUUCCGGUUUCAUUGGCCAGAAACCUCCUCCAUCAGCAGGAGCUUCAGCAGAGGCCAUGGAGGAGUAGAUUAGAAGGCUCCUCCUAAGCAAAAGGAAAUCUUAAAACUCUUGGCCCCGAAAGUAAAUUGGCUUGUGCAAAGUCUGUUUCAGUAAGUGCUCUGCAAAGAGUAGGAUUACCUCUUAUGACUGGAUUAAACUCACUGAAACAAAUGGCAAGUUAGCUGUGAAGAUACCUGAUCUGAAGAAAUCAUUCCAGCACAUAGAAAUUUAGAUAAGAGCUGACUAGCUCCUUGGUUAGCAUUAGUUGUCUUUUUCUCAUAGAAAACAAUGUAGAAAGAGUGAAAGGUGGAGAAGGCUUGGUACUGGCCCUAAUGUAUUUGAGCCUCUCCUGUGUUGCUGGGCAAAGGCACUAAAUAUGAAUUGGAUAACUGCUUUCCUGCUGCCCCACUAAACUUUAAUGAUAAGUGGCUGAGAAUGUCAUGUUCUGAAAGGUUAUUCUCACAGUUGUCAUAUUGUCAUUCCAUUUCAGCACAGGCUUUUCAUUUAUCAAUGAUGACAGUAGUGCUCCUGUUCAUUAAGCUCUUACCAAUUUUAAAUGGAAAUCCAUUAGUUAUCCAUUAGCUGGUUUUUGUUUAGGACUGUUCUCAAUGCAAAAAUUUAGGAAAAGCCUCUUGCCUGUAUUCCUCCCUUACCUGAAUAUGUUUUUACCCUGUGUGACACAGACUGAAACUGGGCAUUGGAACAGAAGCUGUUCUAUAAGGUACAUGUGUUCAUUUGCUACAUCUUAUAUCCUGCCUUUUUCAGGUUUAAGUGGAUGUAGCUUUUUGUGGUAAAAUAAGUUGUAUUCUGCAUUAAUAAUGCUGUUAGUGUGUUUUGUCUGAAGGAUUUUGUGUUUAGUUUUGAUGCUUUGUAGAACAAUAUUUCUAGCAAUUUAUAACUAUUCCUAGAUUCAUCUAAUUAACAUUGUCCUGGAGGCUGCCUUUUGCACAAUAGGAUUGCAUUGUCUGCAGAGCUGUGGAUGAGAGGUGAAGGAUUCGAAUAGAGUCUGAAAUAAGGCUUCCUGAACUUUGACAGACAGUGGUAUUCUAGAACACAAAACCACAACUGGAAUGUCACAAAACAGGAAGCCUGCACUAUGUAGACAAAGGAGCAUUCACACCAUUUAGGUAAACAUCCCCUACGUAAUAUUAACAAAUUCAUGAAUAAAAGCCUCCAAGGUUAGUGGUACCUUAAGAAUCUAGGUUUUGCAUUCCAGCAUAGGGUUGGGAGACUGCUGUGCUAAAACAUACUGUAUGAUGGAGUGUUCAUUUCUCUGAUCUCUCUAAUCUUGUAUGUGCUUUUACUUCAAGAUGAACUACUUAUGCCUGUUUCCCCCAUUCCAUCCUCUUCCCUCUGCCCAUACUCCCCCCCCAACAAAAGUUGAAGCUAGUUAUUUAAACAGCUUUUCAUAAUGAAAUGUAUAUUCUUACUAAUGGUGAAAUGCUGUUGUAGGGUGCUUUCCUAUUGUAGUAAGCUCUAUCACUGCCGCUCUUAAAUCUAAUAGCUCUUGUUUUACUGGGAAUUCAGUUUCCCAGUAGGACACUGGGAAAGAUUGUUUAUAAAUGUAAAUGUUUACUAUUUUUAAACUGGAAGUUACACACUUCCACAGUGAAAUACUUAUGUAUUGCUUUUUUCACUAUAAAAAUGCUCAGGCUUCUUGAAAGUGUGGCUGCCUUGCUGACUGUGGUUGUAGCCCUCUCUGGGCCCAAAGGACAGGUAAUGUUUCUUAAGCUUUCUUCUUCACACUUCAUGACCCACCCCUCUUGAACUCUGAGAAACAUUACUUUAACUACAUUGUAUUUGUUUGGGAGUUACUAGUUCACUUCCAAUCUCAUCCCAUAAACUUCUUGUUUUAGAGCAGCUGGAGGGAAUCAGUAGUUGUAUGAAGCUACCUUCUCUAGUUCUUGUGAUUAUAGUAGUCAGCUGAUUUUUACUGAAACAUGACAGUGGUCUUUGAUACUCAACACCUCUUCCUUUUUCUCCAGGGCCAAAGGAAAUGCUCUUCUCUGGGCCCAAUCAAACUAUUGCCAUGGCUGAGUAAGGAAGAAUAAAAACUGUUUUAAUUCUCAAACUCAGUUUUGCUUUCUUUGUAUUUAGAGAGUAUAGAAUUACAUCACCGAGAGAUAGGAUGCUGUCAGUUUGAAAGUGUGAGGCUUAUGUAUGUGUUUCCUCACAUAAGAGGAAGAUGGCUUCAUCUUUAAGACAGCAUUUUUUUUUAACUCCUGUUCUUUGCAGAAUGAACAGAUACCAAGUUUAAGCUACAGUAGGUACUUUGUUCUUUAAUGAACACAUAUACAGAAAAUAGUACUUUGAAAGAACUGUGAGGAUUCCCUAAAUUGGUGCUGAGUGUGUGUCUGGUAGCAAUGUUUUAGCUUUCUUCUUGCAUCUCACAGUGUCCUUAAACAAAAGAUGAAAAUCCUACACUGAACAUCUACACAUGCAACUACUUAGGUUUCUUAAGGCAGAUGAGGAAAAAAGCACGUGACUUGCUCUUCCUUUCACAGUAUGUAGGGGAAGAAGCCACAACAUAAAUGUGAAGACAUUACGCUUCUUCCAGUGCAGCUGGCCCCCUAAUGGCAGAUUUGCUGGACACAAAGUCUGUUUCUGUCUGUCCCAGGUGCUCAAAUUCAACUACUGUGUUAAGGAGGGAGAACGCACAAACUCCUUUCAGGUCCCAUUAUCUGGUCCUUUAGUGCCAGAGACUGAAUCCUUGUGUCAUAUCAUACCAAGCAUCAUUUGAUAGUACUUUCAUUUAGGAAUGUGAUGGUUCUUUAGGGCUCUGCUGCUUGCAGCUUCCUUGGCUAGGUAACCCUAAGUCUAAACAAAAGCUGGAAACAGCUGGAUCAGUUGUUGUUUUUAUUUAAACAAGUCUAUGCAAUCUUUUUGUCUUUGGUGGUACCUUACAGAAGAUGCAAAUUUGUAAGUUUUCUCUUCUAGCUUUCUACACUUCAUCACAAUUACUGGAGGAACUACCUAAGGUAAAUGCUGACCUUUGCUUGUCACUUCAAACAACCCUUGCCUUGCUGCUGGAAACAAGCCUUGACUGUCCUUUGUUACCUCACUAGUGCUUCCUUGCAUAGUACUUUCACCAUCUUCUCAGCUGAAGUGAGGCUAAGUUUGGGCGUGGGUUGUGUGUGUGUGUUGUUUUUUGUUGGUUUCGUUUUGUUUUUUUGCAUUUAUAAAAUAGCAACUGAAUCUGUAUGUACUUCUCUUCCAUUUUCCUAAAUAAUAAACUACACUGGAGUCACACGUCUUCUCCUGCAGCAAGAGUUGCUUCACCUUGCUUUCAGCUUCCUUAAGAACUUUUUCUAAAGGCUACCUGAUAGCUACAUGAUUGUUUUACUCAAUACAGAACAUUAUCACAUACUAUAGUUAAGCCAAAUACUUCAAUAAUUCAAUAAAGCAAUUCAUACUUUUGACAGAUGAAUCUCCAUUUUAAAUUCAUAUGGCAGCGACAUCUUAUCUUGUUGAAGAGUGAUACUUUAUUCUACAGGUAAGGCCAGAUUCAUGGCUACCUUGAAAGUGAUCAGUAUUUACAAUCCUUUCCUGCUAAACUUGCUAAGCAGCUCUUUGCUUCUGGUACAAACAUCUUGAACAUUGCUAUCUUCUGACUUCUAAGCACAAACACUUUUUAAAAUUAUUUUUCCCUGUAACCUAAUACAAAGGGCUUAACAAAUAAAUACUUUUUU